UCCACACACUGCGAAUUAAUUCACAGAUCCAAACGAACUGAGUUGCUGAAUCACCCAUAGCGAGUCAGUCAGACUGAUCACAGUCAUCGUAUUCAGAAGAAGAGAGGGAAAUCAUGAGAGAGAAAAUGGAGGAGUACUUGCGGAGGAACUUCGACGUCGAACCUAAACGCCCGUCCGAGGAAGCCCUGAAGCGGUGGAGAUCCGCCGUCUCCGUCAUCAAGAACCCCACCCGAAGGUUCCGCAUGGUCGCUGAUCUCGCCAAGCGCGCUGAGGACAAGCGGAAGCGCAAGAACCUCCAGGAGAAGAUACGUGUUGCUAUAUACGUACAAAAAGCAGCAUUGCAAUUCAUUGAUGCUGGCAAUCGCUAGGAUUGUAAUCUUCCCAAAGAAGUUAAAGAUGCUGGUUUUGGCAUUGAUCCUGAGGAAAUUGCAUCCUUUGCUCGAUCUCACGAUACCAAAGGGUUGGAAAGACAUGGAGGAGUACCAGGAUUAGCAGGAGAGGUUUCUGUAUCGCUGGAAGAUGGUGUUGUUUCAAGCAAGAUACCUAUUAGGCAGGAUAUAUAUGGCUUCAACCGACAUGCAGAGAAACCUUCUAAAGGUUUUGGGAUGUUUCUCUGGGAAGCCUUACAAGAUUUAACUCUAGUCAUCCUCAUGGUUGCUGCUGCGGUCUCUAUAGGUGUUGGAAUCACAACUGAAGGAAUGCCGAAAGGUAUAUAUGAUGGCUUGGGAAUAAUACUUAGCAUAUUGCUAGUAGUGUUGGUGACUGCAAUCAGUGACUACAAGCAGUCGUUGAAAUUUAAAGAACUGGACAGUGAGAAAAACAUAAUUGUUCAGGUGACUAGAGACGGACGCAGACAGAAGGUCUCUAUCUACGAUUUGGUGGUUGGAGACAUUGUUCAUCUUUCCAUCGGCGAUCAAGUUCCAGCUGAUGGUAUUUUCAUAUCAGGCCACAGCUUACAAGUCGACGAAUCAAGCUUGUCAGGUGAGAGUGAGCCAGCGGACAUAAAUCAAGAGAGACCCUUUCUUCUUGCAGGAACCAAAGUGCAAGAUGGUUCUGGGAAAAUGUUGGUGACAUCAGUUGGUAUGAGGACUGAAUGGGGACGACUAAUGGUUGCUCUGAGUGAAGGGGGAAACAAUGAGACACCACUGCAGGUAAAACUUAAUGGAGUUGCAACCAUUAUAGGAAAAAUCGGUUUGACUUUCGCGGUGCUAACAUUUAUAGUUCUGACUUCAAGGUUUUUAAUAAACAAGGCGGUUCACCGUCACAUGACAGACUGGUCUUCCAAAGAUGCAUUAAAGCUUUUGAAUUACUUCUCGACUGCCGUCAUUAUAAUUGUUGUUGCAGUUCCGGAAGGGCUACCUCUGGCAGUGACGCUAAGUCUCGCCUUUGCAAUGAAAAAACUCAUGUUUGAUAAAGCACUCGUGAGACAUCUCUCUGCAUGUGAGACAAUGGGUUCUGCUACUUGUAUUUGCACAGAUAAAACUGGAACUUUGACAACAAAUCAUAUGGUUGUGAACAAGAUAUGGAUCUGUAAUGAAACCGAGACUAUAACGAGUAAUGAUAACAAUGACGUGUUGAAGUCGGCUUCUGAAGGAGUACAUGACCUCCUUUUACAGUCCAUCUUUCUGAAUACAAGCACGGAGGUAGUCAAGGGGGAAGAUGGGAAGAAUAGCAUUAUGGGGACUCCAACAGAGACGGCGGUAAUUGAAUUUGGAAUGCUUCUGGGAGGUGAUUUUAAAUCUUACAGUGAGGAUUAUAAGAUACUGAUGGUUGAACCAUUCAAUUCAGUCAGAAAAAAGAUGUCGGUACUAGUGGCUCUGCCUGAUGGAGGAAAGAAACGAGCAUUCUGCAAAGGAGCAUCAGAAAUUAUCUUAAAAAUGUGCGAUAAUAUUGUUGCCACUCAUGGUGAAGCUGUGCCUCUAUCGGACGAGCAAAGAACAAAUAUCUCAGAUGUCAUAAAUGGUUUUGCUUGUGAAGCUUUAAGAACUCUAUGCUUAGCUUUCAAGAAUGUAUAUGACUCCUCUAGUGAAGACAGUAUUCCUGACGAUAAAUAUACGUUAAUCGCUGUUGUUGGAAUCAAGGAUCCUGUGCGUCCUGGAGUGAGGGAAGCCGUGAAGACUUGUUUAGAUGCUGGGAUUACGGUAAGGAUGAUCACUGGCGAUCAUAUUAAUACGGCUAAAGCCAUAGCUAAAGAGUGUGGCAUUUUGACAGAAGAUGGUUUGGCUAUAGAAGGGCCAGAUUUCCAAAAUAAGAGCUCGCAGGAGAUGGCAGAAAUAAUUCCGAAACUGCAGGUAAUGGCUCGAUCGUUGCCUUUGGACAAGCACACCUUGGUGAAACAGUUGAGGAAUGAGCUUAGAGAAGUUGUGGCAGUAACUGGUGAUGGGGCGAAUGACGCUCCUGCACUGCACGAGGCAGACAUCGGACUUGCUAUGGGUAUUGCAGGAACGGAGGUUGCGAAAGAAAGUGCUGAUGUUAUAAUAAUGGAUGACAACUUCACAAGCAUAGUGAAUGUUGCAAGAUGGGGUCGGGCGGUUUAUGUCAACAUUCAAAAGUUUGUACAGUUCCAGCUAACAGUUAACAUCGUCGCUCUGAUACUCAGUUUCAUUUCAGCAUGCGUCUCAGGAACCGCUCCUCUCACGGCUGUGCAGAUGCUUUGGGUGAACUUGAUCAUGGACACUCUUGGUGCUUUGGCGCUGGCUACAGAGCCACCAAACGAGGGUCUAAUGAAAAGGCCACCGGUUGGAAGGAACAUCAAGUUCAUCACCGGGAUCAUGUGGAGGAACAUUAUUGGCCAGAGUUUCUACCAGAUUGCUGUCCUUUUGGCUCUCAAGUUUUGUGGAAUCCGGCUUUUGAAGCUCACCGGUUCAGAUGCAAAUUCCGUUCUCAAUACCGUUAUCUUCAACUCUUUUGUGUUCUGCCAGGUAUUCAACGAGAUAAACAGCCGUGAUAUGGAGAAGAUCAAUGUGUUCAGUGGCAUGUUCAGCAGUUACACCUUCAUGAUGGUGAUGAUCUCCACCGUUGUUUUCCAGAUCAUCAUAGUUGAAUUCUUGGGCAAGUUUGCACAAACUGUGCCACUGAGUUGGGAGUUGUGGUUAACAAGCGUCCUGAUCGGCGCUGUAAGUUUGCUCGUCGCUGUCGUCCUCAAGUUCAUUCCUGUUUCAGUCAGGAAACAAGAAGUUUCCCGGGAUCACGAGGAUGUCUACGAACCUCUCCUCCGUGGCCCUGACCUUGCAUGAAAGAUCGAAACUGCUUGUUCGUGAAAGAUUUUUGUGCAGAACUAUGGAGGAAUCUCUUCAGUUUUUUUGUUGUAUGUUUGCGCAACAUUUUUUCGACACCAUUUCUCGUCAUUUUUGGUUGUACAUUUCAGUGUUCAUUGAGGUCAGCUAGAAA
Pyrus x bretschneideri (Chinese white pear) is the source of this 3390-nucleotide messenger RNA. Its product is annotated as calcium-transporting ATPase 4, plasma membrane-type-like. Gene Ontology annotation, cellular component: intracellular membrane-bounded organelle; membrane. The record is from RefSeq and is a predicted model, not a curated record. Gene Ontology annotation, biological process: calcium ion transmembrane transport. Lineage: Eukaryota; Viridiplantae; Streptophyta; Magnoliopsida; Rosales; Rosaceae. Gene Ontology annotation, molecular function: P-type calcium transporter activity; ATP hydrolysis activity; calmodulin binding.